Helianthus annuus (common sunflower) is the source of this 1463-nucleotide messenger RNA. Its product is annotated as sec-independent protein translocase protein TATC, chloroplastic. The transcript has 4 exons. The record is from RefSeq and is a predicted model, not a curated record. Gene Ontology annotation, biological process: protein transport by the Tat complex; intracellular protein transmembrane transport. Bases 175 to 1221 code for a protein of 348 amino acids. Gene Ontology annotation, molecular function: proton motive force dependent protein transmembrane transporter activity. NCBI's taxonomy places the organism in Eukaryota, Viridiplantae, Streptophyta, Magnoliopsida, Asterales, Asteraceae. Gene Ontology annotation, cellular component: TAT protein transport complex; membrane.
AAAAGAACAUCAGGCGCACGAUUAGAGCACCCUUACUGUAACUAUGCUAACAUGCACCACACCUUGAAAUCAGUCAAAAUCACUAACUACCACCGAUCAUGAACACACAAAAUCGAGUUUCAGCAAAACCCCAUUAAAAAAAACCUCAACUUUCACCAAAAUACAUCAACAACAAUGGCAGCAUCAACUUGUAUCCUGAAUCUUGAACUCAACACAAAAAGUUGCACCAAAUGUGUUAUUUCAAGAACAAAGAAUUCAACUUUGUUGCAGAUCAAUAAGAAAAAGACCCACUUGUGGAUCUCAAACAAGAGAAGAAAUAAGGGUAAUGGAGUCAUGUGUUAUGCUAGGUUUCCUGCUGAUGAAGUGAGGGAUAUGCAAAGGAAACUUGGUAUUGGAGGUGGAGAACCAGCUGUUGAAAGUCAAAGUCAAACUAAGGUGGUUAAUGAGGUCAAACAAGAUACACAAGUGAAGGGUGCCCUGUAUAACUUUCUUAAUCCGGAUAAAGAGCUUUUACCGGAAGAUAAAGAAAUGAGUCUUUUCGAUCAUUUAGAAGAAUUGCGGGGACGACUUUUUGUGUCGGUUUUGGCAGUUGGAGCUUCAAUCAUGGGGUGUUUUGUAUACUCAAAGGAACUCAUAUUGCUUCUAGAAGCUCCUGUUAGUAGUCAAGGUGUUAGAUUCUUGCAGUUAGCUCCUGGAGAAUUUUUCUUCACAACCUUAAAGGUAUCUGGGUACUGCGGCAUUCUAUUAGGAAGCCCGGUGAUUCUGUACGAAAUCAUAGCGUUUGUUCUUCCGGGAUUAACGAAAUCAGAAAGAAAGUUUCUCGCACCGAUAGUUCUUGGAUCAUCGAUACUUUUUUACGCCGGAAUUGCGUUUUCAUACUCGGUUCUCACUCCAGCCGCCUUGACUUUCUUUGUUACGUAUGCCGAAGGGGCCGUUGAAUCGUUGUGGUCAAUUGAUCAGUAUUUUGAGUUCGUGCUCGUACUUAUGUUCAGCACAGGGUUGUCUUUUCAGGUUCCGGUGAUACAGUUAUUGUUAGGGCAAGUUGGUUUGGUAUCCGGGGAUCAAAUGUUGUCGAUAUGGAGAUACGUGGUGGUUGGUGCGGUUAUUGCUGCUGCUAUUGUAACUCCUUCAACUGACCCGCUUACUCAGUUGCUUCUGGCGGGUCCACUUUUGGGUCUUUACUUUGGUGGUGCAUGGACCGUUAAGUUGAUGGGGCAGUAACCUGUCCUGGCGAUGCGUGGACCGUUAACUAGCUUGUAGACGGCUAACAAGGUCAGGUUCCAAAUGCUGGAUGAUUAUGUUAGUCGAAAGAUUGUCAUUUUGUUGUAAUCUUGAUUUUGUUGUAAUGUUGAACCCGUGUCCUAUCGGUUUAAUGGUUCAACGGGUCUAGGAACCAGAAGACCAUAGUUACUCUUGUUGUUUUACAAUAAAGUAUAAAUAAUGAUUUUACGUUUAAAUGGGUC